AUGUUUAUUGUUGUGGCUUUUUUUGAUAUGCCCAUCUUAGAUUCUUCCUAACAGCAACUUUGAGAGACUGGAUUAUGGGCCAGAGAAAAGACCAAGCCUCUUCAACAUGAGCUCUAAGGGUACAUCCUAAGGGAGGUGUGAACCUCCUUGGAGAAGGCACCCUGUUGACUGCCAUUACUUCGCUGGCCUAGGAGGAGAGCUGGCCAGGUAAAGACCUGCUUAAAUCAUGGAAAAUCAAAGACUUCCAGGAGAUACUAGCUACUCUGAUUCCCAAGCUGCCCACUCAGAGCCUCAGACUACCUUUCCAGGGACUGAAGAGGUAUAUUCAGAUUCCCAGACUGCCUAUUCAAAGCCCCAGGCUGCCUAUCCAGAUACCCAGCUGGCCUAUUCAAAGACUGAGGAUGCCUAUCUAGAAUCCCAGGGUUCCUUCUCAGACACUGAGGAUGCCUAUGAAGAACCCCAGCUUGGCUAUGCAGAUCUCUACCCUGACUCAGCCGGCUAUGCAGGCACUGGCUUUGCCAGCUUUCCUAUUCAAAAUCAGCCGGGAUGUAGUCUGUCAGAUGAAACUGGAGAGGCAUUAGGGAUGCCAGAACCAACACGUCCAUUGGACUGUCCACCGGGAUUGGAAUGCUUGAGUCGGAUGGAUGAAAUGUUAAUUCUCCAGGACAUUAGACUUCUGGAUGUCUUUGCAAAUUUUUUAACUAAUAACAAGUAUCAAAUGAGGAACAGCCUUGGACAGACGGUUCUCUUUGCAGUGGAAGAUUCUGAGUGGUAUUCACGAAUCACCUGUGGGACAUACAGACCUUUCACCUUGAGGAUUUUCAACAAUAUGGACCAAGAAGUAAUAACUCUGGAGAGACCACUAAGAUGUAGCAAGUGUUGUUUCCCCUGGUUCCUUCAGGAGCUAAAAGUCCAAGCUCCGCCUGGUGUACCAAUAGGUUAUGUUAUGCAGAUCUGGCACCCUCGCCUUCCAAUGUUUAUAAUUCAAAAUGCGAAGAGAAAGAAUGUGCUAAACAUUACUGGCCCAUGUAAUACAUGGAACUGUUGUAAAGCAGUCAAUUUUGAGAUUAAAUCUGUUGAUGAAGAUAGUGUGGUUGGUAAGAUUUCCAAGCAGUCAUCUGGUUUUGUGAAAGAGAUUUUUAUAAAUGCCGGUAACAUUGAGAUCCAGUUCCCUAAAGAUCUCAGCGGGACAAUGAAAGCUGUGGUGCUUGGCGCUUGUUUCCUCAUUGAUUUCAUGUUUUUUGAAGGUAGAGGCUAUGUUCAGCAAAUUGUAUUUAUGUAACUGGAUUAUUAAUCUCCACUAAUAAUUGAAGCCUGUAUAUUCACAUUCAUUUAAAAAUGUGGUUUUCCUUAUUAAAAUCACUUGUACCUGCAUGAAUUAAGCUGUGCUGCUAUACUUCCAGCAAAUCUCCACCAGUCCCAGUACCUCCAAGUGGUGAAUGAUGAAAAUGUUAUAUGGAACAGGAAGGAACUCUAUGGAAAACAAAGUUUAGAACCUUUCCAACUGACUGAAGUCAUCCUCCAGAUGCCAUAUUUCAAUUAUGGGAUGCAGUGUUAUCUAAACAUUAGUUACAACCUGCUAUUAUGCCAAGUUUACCUCCAUGAUUCUAUUUUAUGGAAUCUGACAUAUGAAGAAUUAGGUGGACUGAAGUCAAGAGUCUUUAGAGGUGUAGAUACACAUGGAAUUACUGGUGGUCCAUUGAAGAAUUUUGUUCCAUGAUCACACUCUGGCUUCUAAGAAGAACAGGACAUUCUCAUACAGAAAUUCCUAAAUGUGCUCAACUGUUAAACAUGUUGCCAACAGAAGCAUAAAGAAAUCUCCCAUCUUUGAGAGAUCUGUUUUAAAACUAAGCCUUUCAAACAGGGCUCAUGAUACAACUUCCUGCUGGUGCUAAGAUCACAGGAGUAAGUCAGAAUGUCCUAAAGCAUCAAUAAACCUGCAUAUUUGGCUGAAGCAUAAUAUAAGAUACAUAUUCUCUCUAAGGAUUCAGGGCAUUUAUGUAAUCUACAUUAUGAGUUCUUAUGAUAUGAAACCUACAAUACAAUGGAUGUGUACACCAAGGACAACAUCCAAUUGUCCACCAGGAUUGGAACAUUUGGCUCAGAACUCGGUCAUUGGGAAAUUAGUAAAACAUAUGAUGUCAUGAAUAAUCAAGGACAUAGAAUUUAUUUUGCAGAAGAGAAAAAUAAUUGGUUCCUUCAAAAGAUUUGUGGGACUGUAAGACCUUUUACUAUGACAAUUUACGACAACGUAGGUCAAGAUGUAAUUACUAUACAUAAAGCUCUGAGAUGUAGCUCUUGUCUGAGUAGCUGCUGUCUACAAAAGGUCA
This is a messenger RNA of Oryctolagus cuniculus (rabbit), 2330 nucleotides long. Lineage: Eukaryota; Metazoa; Chordata; Mammalia; Lagomorpha; Leporidae. The record is from RefSeq and is a predicted model, not a curated record.